Molecule: messenger RNA, 256 nt
Organism: Meloidogyne enterolobii
Lineage: Eukaryota; Metazoa; Nematoda; Chromadorea; Rhabditida; Meloidogynidae
Source: the annotation of a GenBank genome assembly
UCAGAACUUGAUCUUUGUGCCCAUGUUGUUGUUAAAUACGAACCAACGGAAGAUCCUAAACACCCUACGUUCUGAAUUAAAUAAAAUAGCAAAUUCUUAUCGUUUUGGAGAGCCAAUUCCUUUAAUUGAAUAUACUGAAGAAGAAAAUAAUACGUGGAAAAUAGCUUAUAAACAAUUGUGUGAAUUAAGAGAAACACAUACUUGUAUUGAAUAUCAGAGAAAUAUUGCUGAAAUGGAAAAAAUUGGAUUAAUGUAA